Molecule: messenger RNA, 2427 nt
Organism: Prorocentrum cordatum
Lineage: Eukaryota; Dinophyceae; Prorocentrales; Prorocentraceae
Source: the annotation of a GenBank genome assembly
CCAGGCGCCCCAAGAGGCCCCAAAGAUCGUCUGCAUUCGGCCAAACGGCCCAAGAGGGCCCUCCGCAGCCAUUUUGGCUCAAGCAGUUGUGGCGCAAGCCUAAUUCGUCAGUUAACUGUUUGGCUUUUCUCGCCACCCCGCCCGCGCUCCGCUCCAGCAAUCUCCCCCGCAGGCUUUGCUCUCCGAUGGCGGUGCCAGCGUUCGAUGAAUUUUGGCGCCAAGACCCGAUAUUGGUGGGUGGCGUGGCGCCACCAUGCGGAGCUAAUUUUCAACGCUACGUGCCACCGACAUUCGGCGUCAUCUUGCACGCGCCGAUGUACUCUCGCAAGGUUGGCAUCGUGAGGGCCCGCACUCCACAUCCCGAGAACCUGAACGGCCUGCAGCGCGUGGUGGGGGCGUCCGCGGAGUCAAUCGCUUCGCAUGGCUCUGUCGGCGCAGAGUUGGGCGGCCCGGAGUUCGUGGUGGGGUCGCCCGCGAAGCCGGUUGCUUCGCGCGGCCCUGACAGUGCUCGUGCAAGUUGACUUGGGGCAGGCCUGGGCGGGUCCGAGACCUUGAGAGGUGCGAUCGGGGCAGCGGUGUUGGCUUUGCGCCGGAAGCUGAAAGGCAAGUCCUCAUCUCAGAAUUUCUCUGAGAUCAAAGAGGCCCCGCCAGCUGCGCCGGCCUCGCCACCACGGGCCGGGUUCAGAUUCAGAGCUCGGUCAUAUGUCCAGGCGCACAAGACAGCCAGUAGUGCAUAGCUGAUGUUUUUCUGCAUGCCCCAAGGGAGAACAUGUUGCCGCUGUGCAGAAGCCACCCGCAUUCGAGGAGAAGGAGGGGAUGGCUCUGCCAGCAGGUGCCCAGAGAAAUGGGGGAGGAGGAACGGGGAGGGGAGCAGCACGAGCGUGGUCGUGGCGCGAGGAGUGGCAUGCACGUCGCGGCGCAACCUGCCAGUGGCCGAUCUGGCCUCGGCAGUUCGGCCGCACUCGGACACGUCCUGUGCUAACACGGCCCUGCGACUCGAGCACUGAUUGCCGAGUACUCCUGUACGACUAAGCGGGGCCUUGCCCGCGUUGCCUUCCGUCUUCUUUUAUUUUCUUCCCCCACCCCUCGCGUCUCCAGUAGAUUUUCCUCCAACAGGUUUGUCUCACACCCAGCAUUCAAACGCCGCAGAGGUGCUGGGAAAUUCCCCUAGCGCGGCAAUCAUCAUCACUACUAGCGCCAUCGUGCAUCAACACCCUCUUCUUCUUCUUCAUCUUCUCCAUCUUCUUCAUCUUCUUCUUCCUCCUCAUCAUCAUCAGCUUCACCAGCUUCUGCCAGCACUGUACUGGCUUUCUGGAGAGACGCAAGUAUCUUGGCGGUACCGCGUUGUGGGUUCCAACGGUAGACGGCUGAGGUCAACACAGUCGCGAAGCACGGAGAAUGUAAAAUACGUAAUUUUUCGAAUCUCUCUCAUUUAUAGGUAUCGCGCUGUGUGUAUGGCUGUCGGUGGAGCUUGUUUUCGGCCGCGCUCGGACACCCGUCUUGUGCUGACACAGCCCUGCGCCUCGUGGCCAUUGCACAGUUGCUGUGCCAGUACUGUGCGUAGGUUCCGUGCCACCACCAGCCUGUUCUUUUCUGGGGCUGGUGUCUGGUGCCACCACAGCCUGCGGACGUCGGGUAUCAUCAUCAGCUGCAGCAGUAUCAUCACAUUUCGAGGGGCGUCGGGUGGCGUGGAGUUGUCGAUGGGACAGCGGCGGGCGCAGUGGGGACUGUGGCGCCCGCGACUGUGCAGCGCGGCGCCAGCGAUUGUGCACCGUGGCGCCAGCAGCAGUGCCAUGUGGUGCCAGCGGCUGUGCAAUGUGACGCUUGCGGCUGUGCAGUGCGGUGCCUGCGGCUGCGCAAUGUGGCGCCUGCGCAUUUUCGCACGAAACAUGCUUUCGCGCGCGUUAUGCUUGGCGGUUCUGCAAUGUGAGGCUUGCCCAUGUACGUGCGCAUUAUGCUAACGUACGUACUAUGCUUGCGUGUGUGAUAUGGCAACGUACAACACAUGCCCACGCACACGCGCAUGGAACGCAGAAGCCAAACACAGCAGAUGCGGCCACCACGGGGCUCGAACCCGCGACCGCCAGCGUAGAGGUCCAACGCUUUGCUAACUGAGCUAGACAAUAUAAUUUUGAGAAGCAUGCAGCGAUAUGAUUUUGAGAAGCGCAUGCAAUGCAUACAAUUGACUUCCGCGAGGUCCACGAGAGGCUUCUGAGGGAAUACUGCAAGUGAGAGGCGCAAGCGGGGCUUGCGAAAGGGUUUCUGAUACGCAGAUGGAACGGCGCCUCCGAAAAAGGCAAAUGCGGAGCUGACUCGUGGUAGGCCCGCGCGGAGCGAAUGAAUCUUCCGAGACGCUUCUGAGAGGCUUGGGCAAAUCUUUUGGAAAGCGUCCGCCCGUUGGACAUCGCGCCAUGUUCGAAAGCAGCA